Dichomitus squalens LYAD-421 SS1 is the source of this 246-nucleotide messenger RNA. Its product is annotated as G-protein gamma subunit. Gene Ontology annotation, cellular component: heterotrimeric G-protein complex. Gene Ontology annotation, biological process: G protein-coupled receptor signaling pathway. The transcript has 3 exons. The coding region runs from base 1 to 246 and encodes 81 amino acids. Gene Ontology annotation, molecular function: G-protein beta-subunit binding. The record is from RefSeq and is a predicted model, not a curated record. NCBI's taxonomy places the organism in Eukaryota, Fungi, Basidiomycota, Agaricomycetes, Polyporales, Polyporaceae.
AUGAGCGGCCGUCCCCCGAAGCAGUCCAUGUCUGAGCUUAAGCUUCGCAGGCUCUCAGAACACAACGCGAGGCUCAGGGAGGACCUCGCACGGCCACGGAUACGCGUCAGCGAGGCGAGCAAGAGCUUGAUCAACUACUGCAAGUCGACUCCAGACCACCUCAUUCCGUCUGUAUGGGGUCCGGUCAGCAAAGCGGAAGACCCAUUCGCGGUGCCCAACCAGGGUUGCCAGUGCGUCGUCAUGUAA